Synchiropus splendidus (mandarinfish) is the source of this 2889-nucleotide messenger RNA. Its product is annotated as SLAM family member 9-like. NCBI's taxonomy places the organism in Eukaryota, Metazoa, Chordata, Actinopteri, Syngnathiformes, Callionymidae. The record is from RefSeq and is a predicted model, not a curated record. The transcript is spliced from 7 exons. The coding region runs from base 86 to 994 and encodes 302 amino acids.
GGAGGAAGGUCGAGGCACGCCCUCUCUGCUGCCUGUCAGGAAACACGUUGGUUGGUGUACACUUCUGUGGUGAACACAUCAGGAAAUGGCAGCUGUUUAUGUCGUGGCUUGUUUCUGUGCCAUAAUUGCCUCAGGGGCAGGACACGAGACAAUAUAUGCAGAGAAAGGUCAUGUACUCACCAUCAAGCCGCCACCCAUAAGCAAAUUUAACGACCUUAUCUGGAAGAUUAACGGGAACAAAGUGGUUGAGUACGACGGCCAUCAUGAGCAGGUGUAUCGGUCUUUUAAGAACAGAACCGUUUUGGACAAAAGUUCUGGCGAACUCCACAUCAAAAACCUGCUUUUUGAGGACAGCGGAAAUUACGUGUUGGAGGUUGUGUUACCAAACAACACCAUAACCACCAACCUUUAUCCAGUGAAGGUCAUAGAGAAAGUUUCCAAAAUCACUAUCACCUGCGAGGGAGAAGGUGGCCACCAGGCAAAGCUGGUUUGCACUGCAGAGUCGACACCACGUCACUUCAUUGAAUUUGAAUGGAGCUAUGCUGGAACCAAACAACCUGGCUCCAACCUGACGGUACCUUUGGGGGGUAAAGAUGACGACACAGUUUACACCUGUCACGUGAAGAACCCACUGAAUGAAGAGGAAGUUUCUUUCACGGCAAAACAUUGCAAGCCAGAGAAAGCCCAGAUCGUCUGGCCAAUCAUCAUCUCCCUUUUUCUACUAAUAUUAUGUAUCAUACUGGGGGUCAUAUUCAGGCAGAAAAUCAAAGCCAAGUGGGAAAACUGCAGGGCGAGCUGUUGUACCACUGAGGCUGACCCCCCAACCUCAAUUAAUGCGUCUGGAGAUGCACACGUAACUACUGAGGAGCUGCAGCCCUUCAAUCAAAAAGGAGAAUUGGAUGAAAAUCGAAAUGCUGGACAAGAGCUUGAAACAGUCGAGGUAGUUAAGAAUGGAGAUGCUCACAGCCAGAGCAUCGACCUCCCUGCAGUUUAACUUCGAAACGGCACUUCCCAUGUGAGAGGGGCAGGAAGCAACAGCACCGAGGAGUAAAUCAACCAUGCGUCAGAGAAUGGGAUUCAAAGUCUGUGAAAAGUCACACUCUGAUAUUUUAUUGAAAUAUUUGAUAUAUGACCUUCGAAAUAUUACAUCAGGUGUCAAGAUAUACACACCACUAGCCUAAUCUUGACUACCUUCAGCCUAGUGUGCCUCUUCACUAUCAAACAGUCGUUUUAACCAACUUCAUUAUGGCAAGUUUCAAUGGUGGCCAAUCAUUUUUCAAGUCCUUGUCCUUUUUCAUUAUUCUUUGAACAGGUCUCGACCAGAAACAGAUUCUCUGUCACAUUUAAAUAACACACUUCAGCUCCAUCAGCUGGAGUGAGAACUUGUAGAAGCUCAUGCUGUUACCUGUUUGAUACACUAUUGCUAUGGUUUUGGCAGCUUAUAGUUACUUGUCUGUGACUGCAGAAUGAAAUUUGAGUGCUGUUUCCUGCUGCUUCUGGGCAACUAAGCCAUGGUGCUGCUGACUAGAGAAUGUCACACAACUGCUGCACAUGAAGAUGCGAUCUCUCUCGCUGAGGUGGUGCGCAAUGGGAUUUCGUAUCAAGGCUAAAGUGCAGCAUUAGCAUGACUUUGCUCCCCUUGGUUUGCACAGAGGAGUAAGUCGUCGCAGCUGCAGCAGUUACACUGCGCUGCCCUGUUUCACUGCCUCGUCUGAUUCUGCAGUAAAGAGCUGUUGAAAAGCUCCAGUGUUGACGGUUGUUGAGCCGACUCCGUCUCGGCUUCUGUCACUAACACACCAUGUCAGUAAGUAAAGUAACGUAUUCCCACUACCACAUAGCCUUGACACAUGCAAGGCUUCUAUCAACCAAUCCGCCGACCGCGUGCGAUCGCCGUCGCGCCCUACUGUUUAGGGCUGGCCGGUUUAAAGACACGGCGUUGCCAUCACAUUUGUGGAUAAUUGAGCCAUUGCCUUAGUCGGGCCACUCUCUGCAUGUAAACAUUGUCAGUGGCUGUGAACAAAAAAAAAUCCCCCAAAAAAUUCCCAAAACAAAAAUCCUCCAAAAACUCCCAAACUCAAGAAUUGACUGUGCAUUUCUAAAUUCAGCACAUGAAGUAUUAAUUGUCUUCUGUUCUUUAAAUCAUGAGGGCAAAGCCAUCGUUGUCGUUUUCUAUGUGAAUGAGUUUCAGCUGCUGUUGAGGAGAACCUGCACUUGGAUUUUGCUUUGUGAAGUGUGUUUGCAACAUUUCUGUUUUAGUUGCAUGUCAUUGCUUAGCAACCUUUCGUUGGUCUGUAAAUAUGACCGUUUCUGUAAAUAACUUCAUUUAAGACACUCCCAUGUGGAUUUUUCAUGGGCGCUUGCCAACACUGUAGCCAACUGCCUUCUGGCAAGAUUCCUUGCAUUCCAAAAUCAUUGGUAAGAAUGUUCAAUCGGUGAAAUAAUACACCAGAAGGUGUAUUAUUAUUGUAUUAUGUGCCUUACCUGAGGAGCUGUCUGAGGCAGUUAAAAGUCUCCUCAGCAUGAGGUGUGUGUAUGAGGAAGUGUUUCAUGGUCCGGUGCAGUACAUUCAGGCAGAGUCGUGACUCUAAUCAUGUCAGACAUGCUAUUUAAUGAAAAUUUGAUGAUUGAGUGACUUGCUUGUUUUUCUUUUAUUAUGUUAUUGUAUUUAAAAAUCUGUUAGAAAGUCAAUGAAGUCACACUCAGUGGUAUUUCAAACUAACACUAUGGACUGAUGGCCUUUUAUCUUUAUUAUAAUUGUAGCUAGAUUUGGAGUUUUUCUGUUACUUUGCUUUGUAAUUUUUUAUUUACGAAGUGUACUUGAUGUCUGCGUGUAUGAAUUUGUUGACAACGGGAAGAUGAAACUCAAUCAUUAAAAAAGUUGCCAACAGA